Diospyros lotus (date-plum) is the source of this 4630-nucleotide messenger RNA. RefSeq names its product putative calcium-transporting ATPase 13, plasma membrane-type. The transcript is spliced from 3 exons. Gene Ontology annotation, molecular function: ATP binding; ATP hydrolysis activity; P-type calcium transporter activity. The coding region runs from base 1347 to 4403 and encodes 1018 amino acids. Gene Ontology annotation, cellular component: membrane; intracellular membrane-bounded organelle. Gene Ontology annotation, biological process: calcium ion transmembrane transport. The record is from RefSeq and is a predicted model, not a curated record. Lineage: Eukaryota; Viridiplantae; Streptophyta; Magnoliopsida; Ericales; Ebenaceae.
UUAUUGGUCUUCUGUCCUGGACGGAAUUGAUUACCGUUUUGUGAGCGUAAAUAAUGGUGAAUUCAAAGUGGCAGGAGGAGGAUUCGUCCGCGUCGCCAGCGGCCAUGGGCGUCGUUACCAUGGCCGUCGAUCAGAGUCAUCGCCAUGGCCGAUGACGCGUCGUCGCAACCGAAACGCCACGGCCUUAUGGCUUCUUCUCGCACUGUCUGGCCAAGGGGUUCUAGUCCUCGCCAUGGCAGAUCUAGCGGACCGAUCGGCUACGGCCUUAUGGCUUCACCGUCGGUUCCUGCUUCUUGCCGUGGCCAUGGGUGUCGCCGAUUUGAUGUCCGAUCGUCGAUUUCAUAUUCGCCAUGGCCGAUCGGUCGAAAGCUGCUCUCUCCUUGUUCGAAAAGACGGCCGAGGGUUGCGAAGGGAAUUGGUCGCCGGUGGUUGAAGGCUUCAUGGCUCCCGUUAAAGGAGGCGAGUCGGAAGCUAAAGCCGCCGGCAAGAAGAAGAUGCAGAGGCGGUAGCGGCGGCGCACAAAUGGGGUUGAGAACCCUACGUGAAGGUUGAAGAUGAUGGGUAUUAAGCAGGUCGGGUCGGGUCAAUCCGACCCAUUAAAAGAUCUUCGAUCGGCCAAUCAACAAUUUACUCCGACGCGCCACCGCCCCACCGCCUCAAAGAACCACCCCUCGGACCUUCUAAAGAUCAGGGCUUUCUCGCCGACUUCAGUUUAACCUCCUCGUAGUUUCCGUACAAAGUUGAAUUGAAUUUCUCCUGUUUCAGCAUCGAAUGAGAAUGCUAUUUGUGAUCUGGGAGCUCUCGAGUUUGAAGAAAGAGAGGUUCAUCUGCGGAAGAGAGAGAGAGAGGGUGAAGCCGUUGUCAAAAAAGAUGGCAGUCUGGGCGAAAGGGAGAGAGGGUGGAAGAAAGGAGUGCUGUGGUUGAGAAUCCGCGGACAGACCGUGGGAUGCGGAGGGUGGAAGAUGGACAAAGUGGCCAACCCUACUCAAAUGGGUAGGUAGUUCUAAUUGUCGAGGGAAUUCACCCACCGUGCAUUGCCUCAACACUUUGUCCACUAAAAUUCCAUCGCGCAUUGCCAAUUUCUCUAGAGCUUUUCUCUCCCAUUCGGCGCUGACUUCGUGUUCGUCGCCAUCUCCGACUCCAAGUUCCAGACCGUCGGCGCAUCUUCAUCUUCUUCCACAGUAAGGUUUUCGGCCACGUUCUUUUCCUAUUUCUGUAGAUCUGACGAGCGAUCUUGGUCUUCGACCACUACCCCUUCCCCUUUGUGUUUGUCGCCAUCUCCGUCGAAUUUGACCUCCGAUUCCGACUUUCAGACCACCAUUCAUCUUCGUCUCAUCCACGAAAGCAUGAACCAGAUCGAGUUCAUACUUGAUUUUCCCACCAGUAGUAGCGGAAGAAAUCUCAAGAGAUGGCAUUUGGCGUUUACCACAAUCUAUUGUUCGAGGGCCUUCUCUCAUUUGAUCAAACGCGUGGUGGCCACGAAUAAGGGUAGGGCUUCCCCUAUUACAUCACCACAUAGCGUACUUAUCAAUGUUGCUGAAGGACCACCCCCCUGCUUUUCAAACAUUAACCAGUUAACCCUCUCCGGUCUCUUGAAGCAAAAAAACAUAGACGCUCUUGAAGAAGUUGGUGGCGUUGAGGGCAUAGCCUCCUCUCUCAACACCAACCUUGAGCAUGGAAUUCGCGGUGAUCACGUAGAUCUUUCAUAUCGACACAAGGCCUUUGGCACGAACACAUAUUGCAGGCCACCGGCAAAGAGCUUCUUCCGAUUUGUUUGGGAGGCCCUGACGGACUUCACUAUCGUAAUAUUGUUGGUCUGUGCGGCUCUUUCCCUUGGAUUUGGCAUGAAGGAAGAUGGCCUGAAAGAAGGAUGGUAUGACGGCGGAAGCAUAUUCGUGGCCGUGUUUCUUGUCGUUGCAGUGUCGGCAACAAGUGACUUUAGGCAGAGCAGGCAGUUUGUCAAGUUAUCCAAAGUCAGUAGCAACAUCCCAGUUGAGGUCGUGAGAAAUGGCAGGCGACAACAGGUUUCGAUUUUCGAUAUUGCUGUGGGAGACGUAGUCUGCUUGAAGAUUGGCGACCAAGUUCCCGCUGAUGGGUUGUUCAUAGAUGGCCACUCACUGCAACUGGAUGAAUCCAGUAUGACAGGCGAAAGUGAUUACGUUGAAGUUAAUUUAGCCCAAAAUCCGUUCUUGAUCUCCGGCACCAAGGUGGCUGAUGGAUUUGGCCGAAUGCUAGUGACCUCUUUGGGGAUGAAUACGACCUGGGGAGAGAUGAUGAGCACGGUCAACCACGAUUCCCAUGACGAGACGCCGCUACAGGCACAGCUGAAGAAGCUUGCUUCUGCCAUAGGUAAGGUUGGUUUGGCUGUUGCCUCCCUUGUUCUUGUUGUGUUGUUGGUGCGCUACUUCACAGGAAAUACAGAAGAUGAGAAUGGAAACAAGGAAUUCAACGGCAGCAAGACAAAAGCUGAUGAUGUGAUAAAUUCUGUGCUGGGAGUCAUUGCUGAUGCAGUGACCAUUGUGGUCGUGGCAAUUCCUGAGGGCUUACCAUUAGCUGUAACGCUUACUCUGGCUUAUUCCAUGAAGAGGAUGAUGGUUGAUCAGGCUAUGGUUCGGAAGCUCUCUGCAUGUGAGACAAUGGGCUCUGCCACCACCAUAUGUACAGACAAAACCGGCACACUUACACUCAACCAGAUGAAGGUGACCAAGUUUUGGCUUGGUCAUGAGUGUGUGGAUGAAAAAAUGGCCACUUCAAUUGCAACCAACAUUCUUGAAUUGCUCCACCAAGGGGUUGGACUGAACACAACGGGUACUGUUUAUAAAUCCCCGUUGGGAUCUGAACUCGAGUUCUCUGGCAGCCCAACAGAAAAGGCGAUACUUUCUUGGGCUUUUUUGGAGUUACACAUGGACGUGGAGGAGCUGAAGCAGACAUUUGUGGUUCUCCAUGUUGAAGCCUUCAAUUCAACGAAGAAAAGAAGUGGGGUUCUAAUGCGAAGGAAAUCUGAUAAUAUGGUUAGUGUGCACUGGAAAGGCGCUGCAGAGAUGAUACUUGCCAUGUGUUCGCAUUACUAUGAUGUCAGUGGAAAUAUCAAAUCUCUUGAUGAUGUAGAGAGGAAGAAGUUUGAUCAAAUCAUCCAAGGUAUGGCUGCUAGUAGCCUGCGAUGCAUUGCUUUUGCACACAAGCAGAUUUCAGAGGAAAGGAACAAACAUGAAAAAUCGCAGCAAAAGAUGGAAGACAACUGCUUAACCCUUUUGGGGAUAGUAGGUCUAAAGGACCCCUGCCGACCUGGUGUGAAGAAAGCGGUGAAGGAUUGCCAAUAUGCUGGAGUGAACGUGAAAAUGAUUACCGGUGACAAUGUUUUCACGGCUAGAGCCAUUGCUACAGAGUGUGGGAUACUUAGGCCUGACCAGGGAAUGGAGAGUGGUGCUGUGGUUGAAGGAGAAGAAUUUCGCACUUACACGCCAGAGGAGCGAAUGGAGAAAAUUGACCGAAUCUGUGUCAUGGCAAGAUCCUCUCCCUUUGAUAAACUUCUAAUGGUGCAAUGCUUGAAACAGAAAGGCCAUGUUGUGGCAGUGACUGGUGAUGGCACAAAUGAUGCACCGGCUUUAAAAGAGGCCGAUAUAGGCCUUUCUAUGGGGAUCCAGGGAACUGAAGUGGCCAAAGAAAGCUCAGACAUUGUGAUUUUGGAUGAUAAUUUUGGUUCCGUUGCCACAGUGUUGAAAUGGGGCAGAUGUGUGUACAACAACAUCCAGAAAUUCAUUCAGUUCCAGCUCACAGUUAAUGUGGCCGCACUUUUCAUCAAUUUUGUGGCUGCAGUUUCAGCCGGUGAAGUCCCUCUAACAGCUGUCCAGCUGUUAUGGGUGAACCUGAUCAUGGACACCUUGGGAGCUCUUGCUCUUGCCACUGAGAAGCCCACCCGAGAGCUCAUGGAGAAGCCGCCUGUGGGUCGUACUUCCCCACUCAUCACCAACAUCAUGUGGAGAAACCUGCUUGCUCAAGCAUUCUACCAGAUAGCUGUUCUGCUGACUCUGCAGUUCAGGGGAGAAUCGAUCUUUGGGCUGAGCAAGAAUGUCAAUGACACGUUGAUCUUCAAUACUUUUGUGCUAUGCCAAGUUUUCAAUGAAUUCAAUGCCCGGAAGCUGGAGAAGAAGAAUGUAUUCGAGGGCAUACACCAAAACAAGUUGUUUAUGGGGAUCAUUGGGAUAACAAUUGUUCUUCAAGUGCUAAUGGUGGAGUUCCUGAAGAAGUUUGCAAGCACAGAGAGGCUCAAUUGGUGGCAAUGGGGGGUCUGUAUUGGAUUUGCAGCCAUGUCUUGGCCAAUUGGGCUUCUCGUCAAGUGCAUACCGGUUCCGGAUAGACCAUUUUUCAGUUACCUCAAAUGGCAGAAUGUAAAAAACAUGUAGAUACGAUCUCAUAGGUAGAAUAUCAAUAUUUUCCCAUAUGCGUAGAGCUGGUUUUAUUAUAGUUUCAUUCAACUCCUUUAUAUGUUGAAGCAUUGCAAUAAAUUAAAACAAAAUUAUUUGUUCUUGGCAAAUUUUAUGAAAUUAUUUUGUGGCUGUGAGGCAUGACAUCAGCGACAAAUAUUUGUUCCAAACCAAUGAUUUGUUAGUCUCCUAAUCCUAUUUAUGAA